Molecule: messenger RNA, 2513 nt
Organism: Megalobrama amblycephala (Wuchang bream)
Lineage: Eukaryota; Metazoa; Chordata; Actinopteri; Cypriniformes; Xenocyprididae
Product: membrane-spanning 4-domains subfamily A member 8-like
Exons: 8
Coding region: 1065-1847 (260 amino acids)
Cellular component (GO): membrane
Source: RefSeq, a predicted model, not a curated record
GGGCCAAAUUUGUUAAUGACUCUGGGAAAGUGUUACUUACAUUAUGAGUUUUUCAUUACAAAUAAGGAAAGAUUAAUUGCUUUAACCAAAACACAGAAAUUCUACCCUGUUAAACAUUUUCUAAGUAAAUUUAAGGACACUGAUGUUAGCUGCUGUUUUUUUUUUCAAAUUAUACAUAAAUGUAAGUCGUCUUACCAAAAAGACAUUUUCUCAGUAGUCUUACAAGAAUUUCUAUUAUUUUCUACCAUUCUACCAUUUUCAAUUUCUACCAUACAAACUAACAAUAAUAGAAAAGCUUCAAAAACUCUUUUCUAUCUUCAUCAUCUUUGAAUAAAGUGGUUUGAGUGAAUUAAAUAAUGUAGAAACAACAAAUACGGUACGGCUGUGCUGAUCAUUUUUUGUACAUUAUUUACAAGCCUGUUUCCAAACCAGCAUGCAGGUUAUAUAAAAUACAACUAAGCCAAAUUAAGUAAGAUUUAAUUUAAUCAUAUUAUUAUGAAUGGUAAUAUUUAUUACAGUGGAGUUUCAGGCUUGAUUUCCUGGAAACAGUGGGCAGCUGUGCUGCCCCUCAUAACCAUCUGAGCUCCACCCACUUAUCUUUAAUUCUGGGAAACAGUUUCAUAACACAGGAUGUGUUUUCUCAGAGGAGUAAACUAUAAAAACACACAGCAAAAUGUGAAAAAACAACUGAAAAACAACCUUUUUUCUAGUAAAACAGAAUAGAUCUCAUUUGAUUACCUUCACACAAAUUACUAUCUUUACAAUAUGUCUGCAAAUUUUAUUAAUGAGUAGUUUAUUCCUUUAUUUAGUAAUUCAUGGAUUUAUAAGUUGGGCACUUUUGUAAAUGCAAUUGUUAAAUGCUGUAGAUCAGUUUAAACAAGAUUUGUUUGUAAUAUAAUAUCUGUAAAAAGUUAUUCUAGUUACCAAUAAUUCUGUGACAUGACUGCAUUAACUGCAUACGUUUUUCCAGAAUAUGAAGACCACUGAUUGUUUAUUACAAUAAUGUAUGUUAACAUAAAAUAUUUUAAUAAAUACACAGGUCAAUCUCAUAUUCAGAAACAAGAAUGUCCAGUACCGUCAUACCCACAAACUCUGGGACGCUGGUCAUCCAGUUUCAGCCAUCAGAACAAACGGCACCAGCUGAAAGAGGGACAAAUGCUCCAGUGAAUGUUCAUAUCCCACAGGCAGCUUCACUUCCUCAAGGACUUCAUGCAUUUCUGAAAGGACAACCAAAAGCACUUGGGAUUAUCCAGAUAAUGAUCGGCCUGCUGAUUCUCCUGCUUGGCAUUGUGUGUACAGUCGGUGCAAUAUCCAUCUUUGUCUCCAGUGGUAUUCCUUACUGGGGAUCUCUUAUCUACAUUAUCGCAGGAUCACUGAGCAUUGCUGCAGAAAAUGCACUCCAUGGCAAAGGCACCUCCAGUAUGUGUUUGGUGAAAGGUUCACUUGGAAUGAGCAUCAUAAGUGCUAUAACUGCAGGCAUUUCCAUUAUUAUACUUUCACUGGAUUUGUCCGUAGGACGACUGAACAUUUACUGCUAUGAUUAUGACUGUUCCUAUUUGGAGGUCAACUAUAGGACACUCUUUCUGGGGAUAUCUGGUGUGACUUUGGUAUUCACUCUCCUUGAGUUCAUCAUCUCCAUCUGUCUGUCAGCAUUUGCCUGUAAAGCCAACGCCUGCUGUUCUUCUCAGGUGCUGAAUGUUCACCAUGUUGUAAUUCCACAGUCCCAUCAGACACAUAAUCUUAACCAGUCAGAGGUUCCUCUGGUCAGCGUCUCUUCCAUGCCUCUUCAUCCUGCAGAAAAUCCCCCACAAUACAGUGAAUGUUCUGCUCCUAAAUAUGAACCUUAAAAAGUGAGACAAAACUGUGGUCCUGCUGUUGAGUUUUAUGCUUUUACAGUGAUUUACUGUCCUGAUUUAUCUCUGCCAGUGGAGUAAAGUAUUUCUUUUUGGAUACUUUGUAGUUUUACUGAGUAUCGAAGAUAUUUGCAACUUUUAUUCUCUGCUUGACUACAUUUUUGAAAUGUACAUUUUACUCCAAUACAUUUGAGUAAUGCAGUUACACAUAUUUUGCAUGGCACCUAACUUUUUCUGCAGCAGUUUGUUUCUGCUAUAGAGAAGCGAUAUCGCCAUCUACAGGGCAUUGAAGGUACAGUACUAUAUAUUGUGCAUUUUGCCUUUACUCACCCAAACUAGUCAAGAAAGUUACUUUAGGUGAAUGUGAGAGCAUUAGCAGGUAGUUGCUGAAUUGCAGGUGUUUAAGAGACGAGGUCAUGACCGCACUGGUGAUGAGGCAGAAACCAGCACAUCCAGUGCAAGAAGGCUUUGACUAAUUAAUUUUUUUCUUUAUUUUAUUUAUCCUUUAUAUCGAAGAGACAUGGCCUUUUUGUGAAGUUGAGGUUAACUGAGACUUGAGAGUUUGUAGACGUUUAAGAGGCUGUUGUGUUGACCUUGAUUUAUUGCAAUAUUGAGGUGUUCAGUUUUAUUUUGACUUGAGAAAAUAAACAUGAUAUCUCA